Molecule: messenger RNA, 597 nt
Organism: Pocillopora meandrina
Lineage: Eukaryota; Metazoa; Cnidaria; Anthozoa; Scleractinia; Pocilloporidae
Source: the annotation of a GenBank genome assembly
AUGACAGGAGUCCCUACUUUGCCGUCUGUCACUCUAAAAAGUCUCAUAAUGUCGUCAAAGGAAGUCAUUGACCCAAAAUUACUGAGGGCUCAAAGGAGUUCCAAAAGUCACAAAAAAAGAAAGCAAAAUGAAACGGCCGAGAACCCAAAAAGAAGAUGUUGCAACUUUCGACAAAUGGCAAAACUUCAGCAUGACAAAGCAGCUAAAGAGCCCGAUGCUGAUGAUGAAAAAGUCAAGAUUUUACACAAUGACAUAAAAAUAAACAAUGUUGUACUGGAUGGAAACAGUCUAGCCAAAGCAGAAGCAAUUUUAAUUGACUUUAAAAAAGCAAAAGAUCAAAUAAGCCCCAAGGUUUAUGUUACGCCUGCUGAUACGCAACAAUUCAAGCAUCUUGCGCCUGAGCUUGGCCAAGUAAAUGGCAAGCAAAGCAAGAAGUCCGACGUGUACUCUUUGGGAUUCUUAAUCAGAACCUUGAAAUACAAGUUUUCCAACUUUCCAUCAAUGUUUGUAAAAGUAUGUCGAUCCUGCCUGCGCACAAACGCAUCCCUAAGACCAUCAGCGAGCGAUUUGUGUGAGCAGCUGGUCAGAGGAAAGUAA